This is a messenger RNA of Plectropomus leopardus (leopard coralgrouper), 955 nucleotides long. The record is from RefSeq and is a predicted model, not a curated record. NCBI's taxonomy places the organism in Eukaryota, Metazoa, Chordata, Actinopteri, Perciformes, Serranidae.
GGAGCGAAUAGGAGCACACCCGUAUCAGCAGUUAUCAACGACAGUAACUAUCUCCAGAUAGACUGCAGGAAGAGAAAGAGUGGAACCAAAAAAAAACUUUUAUUUCUCUCCGAUCGGUGCGCGCAACUUUUACGCAUUAAAUCCCUUUGGAUACGCUGCUUUCUGCUCCUCCAUCCGUCCGUCUCUUUCUGCGCGAGGUGACAAAGUUUGCUCUGCUCUCCACCGCUGAGUUUUUGGACGUCUGAAGGACCGGGCUGCUGCUUUAUCACCCGACCGUCCUUAUCUGGAAUUUCAUGAAGUCAUUGGAUCAAAAAGGCACUGAGGGAUUCUCCUGACGAGACUGGAAGAGUCUUUACGUGUGGACAGUGUCCCCUCCACAGGACUGAGUCCAGCCUGACAGACCGUCCCUGUAUCCCCUCCAGACUCCACACAGCAGAGAAAAUGUAUCAAAGCCUGGCCUUGUCCUCCAACCAGUCCCCUUACGACACCGGGAAUUACAUGCACCCCUCAGCCAGCUCCCCGGUCUACGUCCCCACUACCAGAGUCCCCGCCAUGCUGCCCACCCUGCCCUACCUGCAGACCUGCGACUCGCCCCACCAGUCCCACGGCCUCGGCGGGCACCACGGCUGGCCGCAGACCGGCACGGACGGCUCCUCCUUCGCGCCUAGCAGCCCACACCCUCCGCACGGCUUCUCGUACUCGCACAGCCCGCCGGUUAGCAGCAACACCGGCCGGGAUGCGACCUACCAGAGCCCGCUGGUUCUGGGGAAUGGCGCCCGGGCGGAGCAGUACGGGGGCGCGCUGGUGCGCUCGGUCGGAGGCUCUUACUCCAGCCCGUACGCGUACAUGAGCCCAGAGAUGGCGACGUCUUCCUGGACGCCGGGACCCUUCGAGAGUGGAGUGAUCAGCCUGCAGGGACGGCACGGAGGACUGUCCGGGAGACGGUCCAGCUUGG